Messenger RNA from Zasmidium cellare ATCC 36951, 1785 nucleotides. RefSeq lists its product as uncharacterized. Lineage: Eukaryota; Fungi; Ascomycota; Dothideomycetes; Mycosphaerellales; Mycosphaerellaceae. The record is from RefSeq and is a predicted model, not a curated record. The transcript is spliced from 5 exons. Bases 1 to 1785 code for a protein of 594 amino acids.
AUGGCCACUCACACCCAAGCCUGGAGCAUCUGGGCCCUCGGCCACAACGGCAUCAACGGCUGGACACGAAUCGCCAGCACAGCCAACAACGCCACAAGAUUCCACCUCAUCUUCACUGGGGAUGUCGCCGCCGACGAAGAAAACCUCGGAAUUGACUUCGCGCGCAUCAACGGCUCGACCGCACUUAACAUAAACUCCCUAGCACAAGAGUUCCACAACGCGACUGCGCUUCGCAUUCAAUUGGGCAAUGUCCUGACCAGGAUCAAAGAAGACGUGGUUGGGUUGGAUUGGCAGAGCGAUGUCACGAUGGAGAUGUGUUUCACGGACCAUGAGCACAAGCAAGCGCUCGGUUUGGCUGGCAAUGAUGGCGUUACAAUUGGAACAGUGCCAAGAUUGAUCGAGCAGAAGGGGCGAUGGGUUCGUGUGGUCCAGAACGCGUGGACCGGCCGUGGGUGGCCAACAUCUACAACGCCGCGAACACGUGGCUACGAGACACGUAGACCAGCCUUCUCCAAUUAUCAACAACCCCAGAGUACCGCGCGUUCAGCUGCUGCGCCGCCUCCACGGGCGUCAUCGAGAGCUUCCAUUGCCGGAUCCAUCUCAAGACCCACCUACCGCUGGAGAAGGCUUUCGAGUUCGAUGCAAGCGUUGAUUCAGUCACCGCGAUAUACAACAACCGCCAUGAAUCCGGGAUGCAGUCCAUCACGAACAACGAGCGGCUGCAGCGUUUGUUCGAUGACUUGCCUGACGACCUCGUCGACGAGAUCAACAUCAUGGUCGAUCACUUCCAUGCUCCAAACGCUCACGAUGACAACGGAGCGGCGCCGACCUGGUACCCGCCUACCGCCUACCGCCUAUCAAUCCGGCAAGUACUCUGUAAACGCACAGCUCGUGCAUCGCGAUACUGAGGAGGUUACACGUCUCGUCGACUCUAUUCGUGAGAGUGGAUGCAACGAUAUCAACCCAGAUGACGAUGAUUCCUUGCUACCGGCUGCUGGCAAUGACAAGAUGUGGGACGGGGUCGUCGCUGUCAACGAGGCAGAACAAGAUCAGUUCGACGAUGUCGACCAAAACACUGUCGAGAACUUAUCACCAAUACGGAGAGAGAAGCCAACGACGUAUGGACGCCUUUGGAAAAAGAGAAUCCACAGGAGACAUGCUGCGGACGCAUCUUCAAACUGCAAACAGAUUGCCGGUCGACGAGGAGGCUGUUAUCACCUCAUCGCGAAGCACGCAUUCGCAACAGGAGGGUCACUAUUCCUAAAUCAAACCGACGGACUGCAGACUAUGCUCACCGUCGCUGCGAAGGGGAUCACCAACUUCCAUCGCGCAAACAACACAUUGAGAGGUUGCACCCCUGGCUUGAUAGAUCUAACACUUCCUCCCACAACUGCAGGGGUGCGGGAGCGUUCUGCUUCUGGUCACCGCCCCAACAAGAACGACUUCAUCUCCCAAACCGACCUUCGGUCCUUCACCAAUUCAUACUUCAACCUGCGCCGCCAAAUUUCUCCAACAGGGAAGGUAACCCUCACCGCCUACGAUCUCUUCACCCCAGACCUAAUAGCCGACUCGGACUUCGCCCUCACGAAUUCUGACACUUCCGUCCCAGGAAACGUACAUCCUCCACCAUUUGCCAGACUUCCGGCAAAACUUCCUGCCACAUUCCCUUGUUUGGCUGCGGAUGUCACAAAGACGAGAAGUCUCCUCUCUUUGGAAGCGAAAGAUUAUCGGAGCCGGGGUGGUGUUACAUCAGCGGUGGACGGAGUUUGGAGACGGAGAAAAUGA